Molecule: messenger RNA, 240 nt
Organism: Fasciola hepatica (liver fluke)
Lineage: Eukaryota; Metazoa; Platyhelminthes; Trematoda; Plagiorchiida; Fasciolidae
Source: the annotation of a GenBank genome assembly
CUGUGGAAAGAGAUCGUUGAUAUUGAGAACCGUCCAGACAACAGUGUGCAACAACUUAGAAGGGGACCGCAUUCAAUCAAACUUUUCCAAAAGGGCAGCGAGCCUCCGGACGACAAUACAUGUUUCGUACAAGUUUCCACGUUGACAACCGUCGCUGUCGAUAUCAAGUCAGUUCAAGUCAAGGAUGAACUUCAUUCGUCCAAAGUGGGCAAAUCUUCCGCGGAUUAUGUGACUUUGUAG